This is a messenger RNA of Daphnia carinata, 799 nucleotides long. RefSeq names its product acidic phospholipase A2 CbIalpha-like. Gene Ontology annotation, molecular function: phospholipid binding; calcium ion binding. Lineage: Eukaryota; Metazoa; Arthropoda; Branchiopoda; Diplostraca; Daphniidae. Gene Ontology annotation, biological process: phospholipid metabolic process; lipid catabolic process; arachidonate secretion. The coding region runs from base 32 to 529 and encodes 165 amino acids. The record is from RefSeq and is a predicted model, not a curated record. The transcript is spliced from 5 exons.
CUGUUUCCAACAGCUUCAGUAGCGUUUCAAUAUGUCUGGGCGUCGAUCACGCAUUGCAUACCUCUUAAUCAUCAUCUUAGCCUCAUCUUUUGAAGCCAGCCUUUCGGCCAGCGUGAGGACAAAGCGCAGCAUCGGUUCUUUCGGGGAUAUGAUUCGGUUUAGCACACGCAUGGAGGCCCUGCUUUUCAAUAAUUACGGAAAUCACUGCGGAAGUGGUGAGACCGGCACCCUCCCUAUUGUCGACGCUAUCGAUCGCUGCUGUCGCAAACACGAUCUUUGUUACGAAAGUCUACCGAACGGACCGUGCUCCUCAUCGUUCUUCGGUGCUUAUUUCACUUUCUACACGUGGACUAUCGUUUCGAAUAGCAGCGAACGACGACAAGAAGCCACCAUCAUUUGCGGUGACACCAAUGUAUGCAAACUGGCUACGUGCAACUGCGACCGAGCAGCCGCCCUGUGUUUCGGUAGACAUUCGGCUUCGUACAAUGUCGCCAACAAACACAGGAGCAUCUGGGAUUGGCUCAUUUAACCGCAUCCCAAGAGAAACGAGGAAUACAUAACCAAAAAAAAACAAAAGAACUUCAAAGUGAAUAUUAUUAUUAAGCAAAAGGAAGUAGCCAAUGACAUUCGGUCAAUACUUGUUCUUUGUUGAAAGAGAAAAGAACAAGAAAAAAAAACGAGGGGGAAGAAAAAUUCUUUUGGGUGAUGAAAUAAAUCAACAUUACCAACGUCGUUCGACAGGCUAUGAUGCAAUAAAACUGUCUUGUUAUCGAUGAUACAUCACUUACUAUUUGGCUAA